Messenger RNA from Lates calcarifer (barramundi perch), 800 nucleotides. Its product is annotated as butyrophilin subfamily 3 member A2. The transcript is spliced from 4 exons. The record is from RefSeq and is a predicted model, not a curated record. NCBI's taxonomy places the organism in Eukaryota, Metazoa, Chordata, Actinopteri, Centropomidae. The annotation marks the transcript as partial.
UAUUUUCCAGGCGGCUGCUGAUCAAAUCACCAGUUGUUUCUCUUCUUUUCUUUUCUUUUCUUUUUUUGAGUUACAGUGGAUGGUCUAUUCUUUACAUAGUCUUCAGUAUGUUUAGGAAACUCUACUUAGCAGUGACCACUGUUCUGUUUAUUUCUACUUUGAUACCGCGUACAGAGCAACCUAAAGUGAUUGGUUCAACAGUUAAAGCAGCAGUCGGUGAGGAUGUCAUCCUGCCAUGCCACCUGGAUCCCCCAUUUAACGUCACAAAUCUAACAGUAGAGUGGAAAUUCACUGGAAACUUAGUGCAUCUCUAUAGAAGUAGAGAAGAUGAUCUAACUGAUCAACACCUGAACUUCAAAAACAGAACGUCUCUCUUCAAAGAUGAAAUGGUUAAAGGAAACAUUUCAUUAAAACUGACCAAUGUCACAGAAAAUGAUGCAGGAAAUUACACCUGCAAUGUGCCCAAACUGGAAAGUCAGGUCAAACGUGACAUCGUUACCCUCACUGUUGUGAAAGGUGAAGAGAGGGUUGAUCCCAACCAACAGGUGGAGGUGGAGGAGGGGGUGGAGUCUGUCCAGCUGCCCUUCAGAACCACAGGUGACCUGCCUCAAGACGUCAGAGUGGAGUGGACGAACAACGACAACAGGAUGGUCCAUGUGUAUGAGAACGGCUCUGACCGACCUGAAGAACAGGACCAGGUUUACAGAGACCGAACAGAGAUGAAGAAAGACCUGCUGAGAACUGGAGACCUCAGUCUGACCCUGAAACACCCCAAAGUCACAGACACAGGAGAAUACAGA